GGAACGCUUACUGCCUAUAUGCGUAUUUCAUAUUUUGGUGUAUGCGCUCUUGUUGUGAAUUGCGGAUUAAAAGCAAGUAGACAUUACAAAAUCCAGAAUGGAAAAGAAUGAAGAGGCUAAAAAGAAUGUUAAGGUGGAAUAAAAGGACCAAACUGCAUGCUGGCGCUAUUUGGAAUGUCGUUGCAGAUUUUAUUUUUAUUUUUUUCCAUUUCUUGAGCUCUCCUAUAUGGGAGCCAGCAUCUCUGCUUUUUAAUGCACAUUUUCCUGGCAUCUGUUAUUCUGGAAACUUCAUCUAAGGACAACAUUGCAAAAAAGUCACUCCAGACUUAAACUCAAAUUAUUUUAGUAAAACAGAACAGUAUUUUAAAACAGUAUAAGAUAAUAUAUAAAUCUUCUUCAUAUUCAUAAUUAGUCAGCAUGAGCACUGGAAAUUCUGAGUUGGCUAGACUUGGGAAGGCUAAUGGAAAGAACCUGGACUUUCUGUAACGGCAAACUUGCACACUUCUGUUUUAACUCUGGAUUGUUGAAUUUUGACUUUGAUUGCUGUUUUAUUCAAUUGUGGAAUAUGGUUGUUUGAAUACAGACAGACUAAAUAAAAUCUUAAAGAGGCUGUAGACUGUCCCGGAAGGAAAUGGAGAGUAAGCCUAUCAAUUCAUUUUUGGACAAAUUAACAAACCUUUUUACUCACCAUGAAAAGCAUGAACUCCAAACACUGACUGAGGAAAGUCAAAAUGUGAAUUCUUUUCAUUCUUUGACUGAGAAAGGAGAUGUUAAUGAUAAAAAAAAUAGUGUUCAAAGGCAGGAUGGUUUCAGUGAUCAAGUGGAUGCUUUUGAUAUAAUUAAGACUUCACAAACAGAUGAUGAGGAAGACAGAACAAAGGGCCAUGUCAACAGAUCAGAGCAUCAGAAUGUUAAUGAAAUUAAUGAAAUAGAUUUUUCUUCAGAAAAGGAAGAAGUGAAUUUGGACCUGAAUGUUGACUGCCAGACAGAUAAGUACAAUAAAACAUCAGCAGCAUGCCAGACUGACCAGGAUGUAACAGAUGGUCAAGCUGACACACAAUCUAAAUCACUUAGCGAGUUCUCAGCCUGUGACAGUGCUAACAGACUGGACAAACAACUUGAUAACCCAGCACUCUGUACAGUGGAUAUUACUGUUUUCAGAAAAGGAUCUUUAGACAAUGAUCGGCAGUUGGUUUCAAAAAGCAAUGAUAAGGAUAUGAGCAAAAACAGACUCAAUCAGGACAUAUCUGGAGAUGUUAUGGAAUCAGGUAUCAGCAAUGAGAAGCUGUUUGAUGUUGUGCAGAAUGAGAGAGAAGAAGACCACAUUGAACAAACCAGCAGCAGCAGCAAAGAAACAAUGAAGAUUGUCAGAGAGAAUGCCGCGGAAGAACCAUUGAAAGACAGAGUCUGUCAGGAUGUCCUCACAUACGUGAUUCAAAGUACAAAUAUUCCAUCUGACAGAAAUUAUCUGACUGAUUUUCUAAUAACAGAGUCUUUGAAUUCAUCCACAAAUAACAAUAAUUACUUGUCAGUGCAAAUUCAGCAGGAAGUAUCUGCUGUUGAGAGCAAAAUAGAGCCUAAUGGAAAUCUUCAAAACUCUGCAGAUGUUCCAGAGGUAACCAAAGCUGGUGUAAAUGAACACACUCUGACUAACCACAAUCAGGCAUCCACAAGCAUGGACUUUCAGAGCACUUUAACAUAUUGUGAAGUUGAAGAUCUUUCUGCAGAAUCAUAUGUUGAUACUGAAAAGAUGCAACCGAGAGAUGAGACUGCAGAUGGUCAAGCUACAUGCAAUGGAAGCAGCACAGAAUCAGACAGCAAUUUUGCAGAAGUCCAUUCAUCUAACACAUGCCAGAAGAACCAAAUGUGGUGUAAAUGA
Cyprinus carpio (common carp) is the source of this 1879-nucleotide messenger RNA. RefSeq lists its product as uncharacterized. Bases 632 to 1879 code for a protein of 415 amino acids. The transcript has a single exon. The record is from RefSeq and is a predicted model, not a curated record. Lineage: Eukaryota; Metazoa; Chordata; Actinopteri; Cypriniformes; Cyprinidae.